UCAACUUCUCUCUGCUCUGUGUCUCCUGCCUGUUGAGUGUCAGUCAGUCCAUUGACGCAAGUGGCUCUGCUGUGGGACUGGAGUGAGUGUAACGGGGCCAGAACACCACUGAUGAAACAUACACCUUUAAACAGAACUGGAUUUUAUAACACCUGUUGGACAAGGGGACUGAGGGGACUCUCUACUGUGGUUACUCUCUCCUCUCUACCUUCAAAGGAAAUAUUGAAGGACUGUUGCUGUUGAGUUUUGAAGUCCCCAGAGACUGAAGUGAGAGAAUAGGAGACAGACAAGGAUUUUCAGGAUCCAGGAAGAAGAGAGGGGACAGUAGAGGCUGUAAAAUUUCUUACGUUUGGACGGGAGAGACAAUGUCUAACAAAGGUGACACUGGAGGUCAACCUGCUGCCACAACAACAAUCAGCACUAUUGCCGUGCAGGCUGGCGACUCUCAGAUUAUUGUCACUGUGCUCAAGUGUGGGGAACUUGUAAAGCUGCAGUUGACUGAAGCCAAUCCCAACCUGCUGGAGAUCGGCAGCAACCAGGACGAAACAAAGAAACUGCUGGAUGAACACCAGCAGCUCCUGAUCAAACUCAAGAAACAUGAGGCAGGCGUGUGGGCUCUGCUGGAAGAGGCAGACAGGAUGGCAGAGGAGAAGAAGGAGAAUGAAGGGGAGGUGUACGAGGCCAUGGCUAACUCGCUGAGCGAUGCCUGGAGGACCCUGAUCUUAAUGCUAGAGAAGCGCAGGUCGCUGUUACACCUGGCCUCAGAGUUCUUCGACAGGGCCCUGGAGUUUGCUAUCAGAAUUGAUGAGGGAGAAGAGUUCCAGAGCAGAGAACAGGAGCUGGCAGAUGCUGAGUGUCUGAAAGAACUGCUCCUGAAACACAGUGUUAUGAAGAGAGGUCUCCUGGAGAAGUCCAUGCUGGUUCUGAAUAAGAGCCGUGAUCUUCUAGACUUCCUGAGAGAGUUCCAGACGGAGGAGGCUCUACAGAGGAGCGAGGCUUUCCAGGGGGCUCACAGCAGCUGUGGCCGGGUGGAGAGUCUUAUGGAGAUACUGCAGGAUAGGAGGAGACAGGUGGAUCAGCACAUGAAGCAGCAGCUCCUUGACCUGGAAGUCAUCCUCAGCAUCUACCAAUGGGAUCGGCAGGAACAGGAAGUAACCCACUGGUUCAAGAGCAAUGCUGACUUGUACUUUGAAAGAGAUCAUUUGGGCUCAACUCUCACUGAAAAUGAAGAGCUCCUUCAGGAAUACAAGAAGUUUGAAGAGAAAGCCAAGGACUGGAGUGAGUUGGUGGAGAAGUUGCUGGCCAAGGCCUCAGAGCUGCUAGCGGGGGAAGCAGAGGGCCGGGCUGAGACGGGACAUGUCUCUGAGAGGAGUCUGGCUCUCAGAGCCCUGCACGAGCACUUCUGGAACCUGAUGACGGGCCGCCUCGCACACUUACAGGAGAGCAAUGCGUUCUUUAGCAGUGCCAACAAGGCUUUUGGGGUCCUGGGAACUGUUGAGAGUAAACUAAAGGGGUUGAAGAGCCAGACACUACGGUUGCCUAAGUUGGCCAAAAAGCACGAGGAGCUGCUGCGAAGCAUUAAAGAGUCAGCCACCGACCCUCUUCAGAGAGGACAGCUCAUACUGCAGAAGGUUGACCCACAGAGCACCCAAGUGGAAGGGGUGAAAAGGAUGCUGGGAUAUGUGAGAGACCGGGUUGAUACUCUGAGCCGGGAAUGCCACGCCCACCGAGCCCUGGCAGCCAAGAGACAGCAGCUGGUGUCCACAUGUGAAGACCUAAUAGACAAGAUCUCGGUGUGGCUAAAGAGCAGCAACUGUUUCCUCUCCAGCAACACUGAGCCAGGCUCCCUGCUCUCCCAGUCUGAAGACAUGCUCAACAAACACCUGGAACUCUCCUCACAAACACAGGAAACAGGCAUUGAGGCAGAGGCCAUGGCAGAACAGAUAACGGAACUGAAAACACUGGAGUGUCCUGAAGCCACUGAGUUCUCCAACAAAGCAUCACUGUUAGAGGAGGAGCUGAAGACAGUCACCAGAAACGUCACAUCCCGCAUUGACAAUAUCCGACCAUACGUGGGCUUCUUGCGAAUUGCUGAGGAGGUGGAGGAGCAGAUGCAGAGUCUACAUGAGAGCUAUAACUGGAAGCCAGAGGAGGAGGAGAACAAGGAGAGUGGCAUCACGUCGAAGGAGAUCGCUGAUGCUAAGUGGCAGUCCAUGUUGGAACGCUUCCUUGCCAUGCAGGACCUGGGAAACAACUACAUCAAUUCAUCUAACAUGGUGAGUGAGGACCUGAACCUGAAUGUGAGGGCAGCCAUCAGUGUGGUGGAAAAGACCAUGGAGGAGCUGAACAAGAAGAAGAUGGACCUGUCGGACCUCUGGACCUCUUGGCAGCUCCACGUCAAUCAGGUGAAGUCCAUCAAGAAACAGUGGAAGAAAUGCAAAGAACAAUUGAAAAAGACUGUUCAUGACCUGAAGAGUGUGGAGGAGGUUCUUGUCCCGACUUCUAAAGUAGAUCUGGGAAGUGACCUUCAGACUGUGUCAAAGCUACUGGAGAACUUUAGCCUAGAUAAACCCCAGUUCCUGCAACUGAAUGCGGAGGUAGAAUACAUGGUGAAGACAUCAGAACUGUUGGCACUGAAAGGGAUUCCUAUCAAAGAGAAGAGUGAGAAGGUCACAGAGAUGCUUCACCUUCAUCAGAGAGUGAAAGAUAACAUCAAAGAGUAUGAGUCUGUCCUAAAGAUGGCUGUGAAGUUCCACCAGCUUUAUGAAGAGUUGGAUAAGCUGUUAACGUCGGAGCCUGUGACAGGGUUCAGUGAGACGAGCCAGGCUAAGAUCCAGCUGAUCCAACACCAGGACAGACAGAGCCACAUCAGACACCUGUACAAGCUGGCUAUCUCUCUGGGAGGAGACAUCAGCAACACUGUCCAGCAGUCGCAUGUCUCAGGGUUUACAGUGCGGCGUCUGCAGGAGCGUCUGGAGAGACUGGAGAGAGGUUGUGUGAACUGGAGCACCGAGGCCAACAGGUGUGAAGAGAGCCUCACCAGCAACCUGCGCUACUGUGUCUUCAAGGAGGAGAUCACUGAGCUGAGAGAGUCAUUCAAGGAUCUCAAGAAGAAAUUCAACAACUUGAAGUUCAAUUAUAUGAAGAGAAACGACAAGUCAAGGAACCUCAAAGCAGUUAAAAACCAAAUCCAGCAGAUAGAGAUUUAUAAUGAAAAGUUACAGGUAUUGAAGAAGAGAAUGCAGGCUUUCACAGUGAAAGUGACAUCCAGCACAGAGAAGCAUCUGAAAGGCAGUAGCCCCAGAGAGAUAGAGGAUGCUGUCAAUGAGCUACAGAGACAGCUGGGGGACUUUGACAAGACUGUGGAGGAGUACAGAGGGAACCUGGACAUGAGCGUGAAGCUGCAGCAAGCUAUGGAGGAGUAUCAGUUCUGGUGUGAUGAAGCAAGUGCUACAAUUGUGAGAGUAGGGAAGUACUCUUCCCAGUGUAAGACCAGGGAAGCAGUGUCUAUUCUUUACAAGCAGUUUGAGAAGUUUGUUUGGCCCACUGUGCCCCAGCAAGAGGAGAGGAUUAGCCAAAUCACAGAACUGGCUGUCCAUCUGCAUGGUGCUGAGGAGGGAAAGAAGUAUAUGGAGAAAACUCUCACCAAACACAAUGAGAUAGUGGAAUCGAUAAAGGAACUUUGUAAUGGAUUAAUGGAUUUGGAGGCUAAACUACAGAAUGAGGCUGUGAAGGAGGAGCCUGAAAUAACAAAAAUGCAUAAUGUCAUACAAGAGGAAAACAAACAAGAACAAAAAUCAAACCAAGAAACAGAGAAAGCUGAGAUGUACCCCCAUGAGUCUCUUGAUGUUUCUGAGCUGAAAGAAACUGGACACACUCCUGAACUAACCAUGGGAGGGAACGGGAAAGAGGUACCCAUCAAAACAUUAGAAAAUACAAGAAGCAAGAAACCUCAUAUCCGCAAAACAAGGAGCCAGGACCUUCCAGACAAACGCCACCCAGAACAUCACAACAAAGUGUUAUCAGAGAGCAGGUAUCACACACAGAAGGCGUACUCAGAGAUGAGCAGAGUGGAGACGAUCACCAGCAGGUCAACACAGGAGAGUAAAGAGCAGCUGAGCACCUCUUUCUGCUGCACACACACCUUCAACCUGUCCUGUUCACCACUGGAGAGGGACAGGAAAGUCCAUGUGCUCCAACAGGCAGGGAUCAAGUCUCUGGUCACCUCUCCUACUCUUCCUCCUCCCCCAGCCUUCACUUCAGCUCCCAGCUUCUCUGAUAUACAGAGAGAGUUCCAGAAGAAGGAGAGACAGGGCCCUGCUCAGAGGAACUUCCCUGGGUUUCAUACUUCUAAUACUGAUCAGAUUGGUCUUCUUAUAGGCGAGGCUUACUCCCAAGAUGUAUCACCCCUGCUGCCUCCCGCAGGUGGUCUGACAGAGGGGAACCUUCAGCGGCAUAACCUCAUGACAGAAGAGUCCCUGUCCAAUGACGAAUAUGAGUGCACUUCCCCUGACGACAUUUCCCUGCCCCCGCUCUCCGAGACCCCAGAGUCCAACAUCGUCCUAUCUGAGAAUGACCUGGACCUGGAUGGUUUCUGUCUCAGCUCCCAGUCCCACACCAUUCAUAUCAACCAGUACAGCCACCAGUUACGCUCCACACGUAAUAAUGAAAACAACAACAGCCAGAGCCAACAGAGGAUCAGAGAGCAGACUGAAAGCUGCCACUCUCCUACAUUCGGCCUCAACACCAAGUUCAGAGAGGAGUCCUCUUCUUUCGUCCAGAGCACCCUGACUGUCCCAGCACCGAUUCUGGUCUCAAACACACUCUCCAGUAUUCUGAAAAGCAAGGGAAUCCCCAACCUCCCUAAUCUCCCAGCAGUCGCCCCCCUAGGCCUAAACAAGUGCCACCAGACCGUGUAUUCCGUGCAUGAGAGCUCUGUCACAGAGAUGCAGGAGUGUGUGCAUGACCCAAGCAGCGUGAUGGUCCGAGGAGCUGCCGUGCCCUCUGCAUUCCCCACUGCUGCCACCACUCGUUCUCUUAACACGCAUGCUACCCCCUCCCCAUUAACCACCACAGCAGUCACACCCACAGACCCGGGCCAAGACCCAGACCUGUGCAAUCCAACAGCCAUCAAAGAAGAGAUCAGGCUGCCUGGUACCAGCCGGUCCGUGGGGAGCACCCUAGCAGGCCAGGGCCCUCCUCACUUCUCCAAACUACUGUCUAGUCCCACAGUUAUGGAGGGAUCGCCUGUGACCCUGGAAGUGGAGGUCACUGGAUUUCCAGAGCCUACUUUAACAUGGUUCAAGAAUGGAGAGAAACUGACCAAUGAUGAGCACAUAGAGCUGUCACAAAAAAAAGGCAAACAUGCAUUGUUCGUUCAGAAGGUCACUGAGACCGAUGCAGGCCUCUAUGCGUGCCGGGCCGUCAACCCAAGCGGCACCCUGUCCUCUAGUGCCGCUCUUCAGGUGAAAGCACGUAACAACAGCUGUCCCGAACCAGACUACGCUCUUCUCAAGCUGGACUGGCACACUUGUUUUGGUACUCUGUGUUUUCUCCUGUACCUCCUGUACUCAUUGCUGUUAUGAAGUAAUACAAAAUAUUAUAUCAAGCUUAACCCUAAUUUUAACUGUGAAAUCUGUAAGGCUGCUUGAGGUGUCACUUCUGAACCUGAUCCCAAUAACUAUUACAUACUACAACCAAAACACCAACUGUGUGUAUGAAUGUGAGCUUAAUUUAUUUGUAGUUUAGACAAUUGUUUAAUUUGUGCAUAAAACCAAAUUAUAUCUCAACUUCAGUCAAAAUAUCCUUAAUAUUAUACUUAUAUUUUAUCUGAUUUUUAUCUAAGUUAGUGCAUUUGAUUCUGUGCCUCUGACCAAAUGUCCUACAAUUAAUGAGAGAAUAAGGUAUAUUUAUUAAUAAAUGCUAAAAACAGUAAUUUAGCAAUUUCUUCAGUUUCAAUACUGUAUUACAGUGCAUUCGGGGGAACUAUUAAGACCCCUUGACUUUAUUUCACAUUUAGUUGUUUUCAUCAUCAUUGUAUACACAAUACCCCAUAUUGACAAAGCAAAAACAGGUUUUUAGACAUUUUUGCACCCCCAAAAAAAAUUUAAAACGGAAUUAUCACAUAUACAUAUGUAUUCAGACCUUUUGUUCAGUACUUUGAUGAAGUAAGUACCUUUGGCAGUGAUCACAGCCUGGAGUCUUCUUGGGUAUGAUGCUACAAGCUUGGCACAUGUGUAUUUGGGGAGUUUCUCUAAUUCUUCUCUGCAGAUCCUCUCAUGCUCUGUCAGGUUGGAUGGGGAGCGUCGCUGCACAUCUAUUUUCAGGUCUCUCCAGAGAUGUUCGAUCGGGUUCAAGUCUGGUCUAUGGCUGGGCCACUUAAGGACAUUCAGCCACUUGUUCUGAAGCCACUCUUGCGUUGUCUUGUCUGUGUGCUUAGGGUCGUUGUCCUGUUGGAUGGUGGACCUUUGCCCCAGUCCUUGCAGCUGAAAAACACCCCUACAGAACAAUGCUGCCAUGACCAUUCUUCAACGUAGGGAUGGUGCCAGGUUUCCUCCAGACGUGAUGCUUGGCAUUCAGGCCAAAGAGUUCAAUCUUGGUUUCAUCAGACCAGAGAAUCUUAUUUCUCAUGGUCUGACAGUCCUUUAGGUGCCUUUUGGCAAACUCCAAGUGGGCUGUCAUGUGCCUUUUAAUGAAGACUGGCUUCUGUCUGUCCACUCUACCAUAAAGGCCUGAUUGGUGCAGUGCUGCACCGAACUUCUUCCAUUUCAGAAUAAUUGAGGCCACUGUGUUCAAUGCUGCAGAAAUGUUUUGGUACCCUUCCCCAAAUCUGUGCCUCAAACUAAACCUGUCUCAGAGCUCUACGGACAAUUCCUUCAACCUCAUAGCUUGGUUUUUGCUCUGACAUUCACUGUCAACUGUUGGACCUUAUAUAGUCAGGUGUGAGCCUUUCCAGAUUAUGUCCAAUCAAUUUAAUUUUCCACAGGUGAAUUCCAAUCAAGUUGGAGAAACAUCUCAAGGAUGAUCAAUGGAAACUGGAUGCACCAGAGCUACAUUUUGAGUCUCAUAGCAAAGGGUUUGAAUACUUAUGUAAAUAAGGUAUUUCUGUUUUUACAUUUUGUAUAAAUGUGGAAAAAUGUCUAAAAAUCUGUUUUCGCUUUGUCAUUAUGGGGUAUUGUGUGUAGAUUGACGAGGGAAAAAAUGUUUUUAAUCUUUUUCAGAAUAACACUGUAACGUAACAAAUAUGGGAAAGGGUCUGAAUACUUUCCGAACGCACUGUAUGCCCUUCCUAUAAAAGUCUCAAUCUUUGAGAUAUGAUGGUAAAUUGUGUUAGCCAAGUCCCCUUAAAUAUCAAUGUCUUUCAAAUAAAGUAAUGCUUCUGAUAU
Molecule: messenger RNA, 7385 nt
Organism: Oncorhynchus keta (chum salmon)
Lineage: Eukaryota; Metazoa; Chordata; Actinopteri; Salmoniformes; Salmonidae
Product: coiled-coil domain-containing protein 141-like
Exons: 26
Coding region: 366-5585 (1739 amino acids)
Source: RefSeq, a predicted model, not a curated record